This is a messenger RNA of Coffea eugenioides, 4296 nucleotides long. Its product is annotated as probable LRR receptor-like serine/threonine-protein kinase At4g20940. The record is from RefSeq and is a predicted model, not a curated record. Gene Ontology annotation, biological process: protein phosphorylation. The transcript has 3 exons. Gene Ontology annotation, molecular function: protein kinase activity; ATP binding; protein binding. Lineage: Eukaryota; Viridiplantae; Streptophyta; Magnoliopsida; Gentianales; Rubiaceae. The coding region runs from base 920 to 4099 and encodes 1059 amino acids.
UAUGGGUUUUGUUACUUUUGUAUUGGGUUCCCCCACAUGUCAUUUUAGAGAGAGAAAAUACCCAAGAAAGUGAUGGUUUUUAGAGAGAGAUAAAUUGAAUGUUUGGAAGGGAAAGAGGCAUUGCCUUUUUGGACUUUUAUGUAUGUAUUUAGACUGAAACGGUAAGGUUUUGGAUUGUGAUUGUUAGAAGCUUUUGGUCUUUUGGAAGCUAAUUCGUGUUGGUAUUAGGGUUCUUGAAGGCCAAAGCUCUUUUGGGUCCAAUAUAUUUUUGUUGGAUUUAAUGCAGUCUGAAUGCAGAUUUGGAGACCCUUUUGCUUCAUUUUUAAUGGGUCUGAGGCAAUGAGUUUAGUUAUUGACCAAAUCUGCAGUUCUUGAAAUGGGUAAAGCUCAGUUUUUUGCUGUAAAGACUGAAGCUUGAAAGAGUAACUGGUCUUCUCUUGAGCUACGUUGUCAGCUGAAAUGGUAAUGCAUGCUCAGAGGAUGCUGCCUUUUGUAUUGUUAGAUCUGUGUAAGUUGCUUAGCUUUUGUGAGUUUUCUUUUACGGUCAGUUGUUAGUCUGCAUUGGUUACUCUCGCUGUAAAGUGUAGUAAUUUAGAUAUCGUCUAUUUGGUGCUCUGUUUUUCAUCUUCUGUUGUAGAUUCAGUACAGAGCACUGGAGGUUUUGGUUUCAUUUUGUGUUUUUUUGGUUAUUCUUCUGCCGCAUAAAAGGACUAUGUACUAUUGAGGAUAGUAAAGGCUGAUUUUUGUGUGAAAGUUGUGGGGUUGAAUUGUUUGGAAGCACAUGGUGUUUUUGGUAUCUGUCUAUUUGGUUUCUUUGAGCAAGUUUAUGGCUAAUAUUUUUGCAUGAACCAGUUGGUUGGUGUCUUUUAUUGGACAAGUUUAGAUUGGAAAGUUGAGCUGAGCUUUGUUUGAGGGUAAUAUGAAGCUAAUUGGUAUUUUGGCAUUAGCAUGUUGUUUUUUCUGUGCCUUGGGGCAACUUCCUUCCCAGGACAUACUGACAUUGCUUGAAUUCAAGAAGGGAAUCAAGCAUGACCCAACUGGUUAUGUGCUCCAGUCGUGGAAUGAGGAGUCGAUCGACUUCAAUGGAUGUCCCUCCUCUUGGAACGGUAUAAUGUGUAAUGGUGGUAGUGUUGCAGCUGUUGUCCUCGACAACCUCGGUUUGUUGGCCGAUGCAGACUUGAGCGUAUUUUCUAAUCUUACGAUGCUUGUGAAACUUUCAAUGUCAAACAAUUCUAUUUCUGGGAAAUUGCCCAACAAUGUUGGUGAUUUCAAAAGCCUUGAGUAUCUGGAUUUAUCAGACAACCUGUUCUUUUCGACCUUGCCACCUGGUAUUGGUAAUUUAGGGAGAUUGAAAAAUCUUUCAUUAGCCGGGAACAACUUUUCUGGCUCAAUUCCAGAUGCCAUUUCAGGACUUGGGUCAAUUCAGUCUUUGGACUUAAGUGACAACUCCUUUUCUGGUGAAGUGCCCUCGUCUUUCAUGAAAUUGACGAAUUUGGUAUCUCUCAAUUUGUCCCUUAAUGGGUUUAUAAAGAAAAUACCGAAAGGGUUUGAGCUGAUGGCAAACCUUCAGGUGCUUGACUUGCAUGGGAAUAUGCUCGAUGGUAAUUUAGAUUCAGAAUUCUUGUUGCUCACUACUGCAACUCACGUUGAUUUUAGUGGGAAUUUGCUUGCCAGUUCUUCUCAGCAGCAAAAAUUCCUACCAGGCAUUUCUGAGACUGUCAAGUAUUUAAACCUUAGCCACAAUCAGCUCACAGGAUCACUUGUAGAUGAGGCACAGAUAUUUGGGAACUUGAAGGUUUUGGAUUUGAGCUAUAAUCAGCUGUAUGGAGACUUGCCUGGCUUCACUUUUGUAUAUGACCUUGAGGUUCUUAAACUCAGUAACAACAGAUUCUCUGGCUUUAUUCCUAAUGACCUUUUGAAAAGUGGUUCUCUGGUUCUAACUGAGUUGGAUUUGAGUGGCAACAACCUGACAGGUCCAGUCAGUAUGAUAACAUCAACCACAUUGCAAACACUUAACCUCUCCUCCAAUGCCCUUUCUGGUGAACUUCCCCUGGUGACAGGAAGUUGUGUGAUUAUUGAUUUAUCCAGCAACCAAUUCGAAGGAAAUUUGACUAGAAUGCUGAAAUGGGGUAAUCUUGAAAUUAUAGAUCUGAGCCAAAAUAGAUUGACUGGACCUAUCCCUGAGUCAACGGCCCAAUUUUUGCGCUUGAAUUACCUUAACAUGUCUCAUAAUUUGUUGAAUGGCUCCCUCCCAAAAGUCUUGACUCAGUUUCCUAAAAUCGGCACCCUUGAUCUCAGUUUUAACCUAUUGAAUGGACCUCUUCUAAGCAGCCUAUUGACUGUUCCUACUCUUCAAGAACUUCACCUACAGAGAAACACUCUGAGCGGAAGUAUAGAUUUCUUCCCUCCUUCAUCAAAUGAAUCAAAUCUCCGAAUUCUUGAUCUUUCUCAUAAUCAAUUCAGUGGCAACUUUCCUGAUGGACUUGGAUCUCUGUCUAGACUUCAAGGUCUCAAUAUUACCGGGAAUAAUCUUUCUGGUUCCCUUCCAGCUUCUGUUGGUGACAUCAAAUCCCUAGAUUCACUGGACAUUUCACAAAAUCAUUUUACGGGUCCACUACCAAAGAAUUUGCCUGACAGUCUUCAAAGCUUUAAUGCAUCUCUCAAUGAUCUUUCUGGGGUUGUCCCUGAAAAUUUGAGAAAAUUUCCUUUAUCUUCUUUCUACCCUGGGAAUUCAGAAUUACAAUUUCCAAAUCCUCCUACCGGAUCAAACCAGGUUCCAGCUGAAAAUCACAGAAAGGGACAUUUUAAACCUAUUGUCAAAGUGGUAAUAAUAAUUGCCUGUGUGAUUGCUUUGGUCAUCAUCAUCCUCCUUGCCAUUUUCCUUCAUUACAUUCGCAUGUCAAGGAGGCCUCUGCCAAUAGCAAGCAAAGAUGUCCGUCACCAAGCCCCGCAAAAUCCUUCUACCUUCAGUGGAAGAGACAGUGCUGGUAGUUUGGUAGUUUCAGCUGAGGAUAUCAUGACCACACGCAAAGGUUCAUCAUCAGAGAUUAUUAGUCCUGAUGAGAAAAUGGCAGCCAUAACUGGCUUUUCUCCAUCAAAGGGCAGUGGCUUUUCUUGGUCACCUGAGUCUGGGGAUUCCUACACUGCUGAAAACCUUACUCGACUGGAUAUCAGAUCCCCAGAAAGAUUAGCCGGUGAGCUGUUCUUUCUUGAUGACACGAUCUCAUUUACACCUGAGGAACUAUCAAAGGCCCCAGCUGAAGUCUUGGGCAGGAGCAGUCAUGGGACAUCUUACAGGGCAACACUGGAAAAUGGGUUGUUCUUGACAGUGAAGUGGUUAAGGGAAGGAGUUGCAAAGCAAAGAAAGGAGUUUGCUAAAGAGGCCAAAAAGUUUGCAAAUAUUAGGCAUCCAAAUGUUGUAACUUUGAGAGGCUACUAUUGGGGACCCACACAGCAUGAGAAGUUAAUUCUCUCGGAUUACAUUUCUCCUGGAAGUCUUGCAAGCUUUUUAUACGAUCGACCUGGAAGAAAAGGUCCGCCUCUAACCUGGGCACAGAGGCUGAAAAUAGCAGUUGAUGUUGCACGUGGCCUGAAUUAUCUUCAUUUUGACCGUGCGGUUCCCCAUGGAAACCUUAAAGCAACCAACAUCCUGUUAGAUGGUCCAGAUUUUAAUGCAAGAGUUGCAGAUUACUGCCUUCACCGACUCAUGACUCAAUCAGGCACGAUUGAACAGAUUCUUGAUGCUGGGGUGUUAGGUUAUCGUGCACCAGAGUUGGCUGCAUCUAAGAAGCCACUGCCUUCCUUUAAAUCAGAUGUUUAUGCUUUUGGAGUUAUAUUACUGGAACUGCUAACCGGAAAGUGUGCUGGUGAUGUUGUUUCUGGUGAAGAUGGAGGAGUUGACCUGACAGACUGGGUGAGAUUGAGGGUGGCAGAAGGUCAUGGAUCGGAUUGUUUUGAUGCUGCAUUAAUGCCUGAGAUGGGGACUCCUGCAGCCGAGAAAGGAACGAAGGAGGUCCUCGGGAUAGCUUUACGUUGUAUACGCUCUGUAUCUGAAAGGCCAGGUAUCAAGACUAUAUAUGAGGACCUCUCGUCCAUAUAGCUUGUUGAUUUUCUUUAGUGAACAAUGGUGAAAAUGGGAAUCAAAUAGCUCAUUGACCUCCCUUUUGAGUAGCAGUUCAACUAGGAAUUCUUUUGGUGUCCUGAGCUAAUUUACUAACCAUUUUGUAAAUUGGUGCAUAUCUCCAAUGUACACUGGAAGCACACCCACGGUUGGCGAGCUUUGGCCAUCACUCAAAA